AUGAAAAGACGUGUGGCAUUGGAUCCUAAACUGAUAGAAUCUGAGAGAAUUGCGUGCAACAUAGCCAUUGAGCCGUUCAAGAAUGAGAUCUUGCAGUACCUGCAGGAUCUGGAACAGACCCCGACGUCGCUGUUGAAUCCCGUGAUGAUUGACAACCAGCCGGAGAUUCGGUGGGAAAUGAGACCGUAUUUGAUCGACUUCCUGAUUGAAUUGCAUCUUAUCUUCAGGCUUUCGCAAGAGACGUUGUUUCUGGCGUGUUUUAUCGCGGAUAAAUAUUGCAGCAGGAAGAUCGUUUACAAGAGACAUUAUCAGCUGUUAGUCACAGCAUCGCUUUGGAUCGCUGCUAAAUACCAUGAAAAGAAGACGAGAGUGCCAACAUUGAAGGAAUUAUGUCAUCUGUGCAAUCAAAGUUAUGAUCCUGCGAUGAUUCUGCAAAUGCAGAGACAUAUACUUAUAACUUUGGAAUGGUCAGUGGGAAGCUCGGUGUCGACAUUCGAUAUGGUCCAAUGCCUCAUGUCAAGUUCAUCGGACCGUACCAUCCCCGAGGACUCAAAUUUCACCGGCCUGAGCUACUUUCUGGCUGAUUUGACCCUGUAUCAGCGGGACUUCAUGUUGUAUUCUUCUUCAACGAAAGCAAUAACUGCGAUUCUGCUGGCUUCACGGAUUUUGAACGUGGGCAGAUUUCCGGAAAUCUUGGGGCAACUGAUGAUCAACUCGUCGCAUGACAACGAUGGCUGUUUUCACAUUAUGACUGAUCCUACCGCUAAUGAUAUCUCUUUGUCUCCAAGCAAACAAUCUAUCGAUGAUAUUAGGGCUUGUCUUCAACUAUAUCUCAAUGAUAUUUUUGGCUAUAAGAUGUUGAAUGCUAAGGAAUCCAUAUCAAACACAUUGUUGAGGAAGUACAAACAUUUGCCAAUUCAAAAUUGGUUGAGCGAUUACAGAUCGAAAACUCUGCAGCUCUACACUCAAAUAUCAUCCUUUACUGGCUCUCUUAAAUUCACAAACUUGAUUCCCUACACAGCUUCCGGAAGCUCACUUCUAAAAGAGUAUGUGCGUUCAUGUCUAGAUGAGAUUGCUGGUUUCAAGAACAUUUCCAAGACUGAUUCUGAUCAGCACGACUCGCCGCCCUCUGAGAGCCAAGUGAAUGUCUCUCCGGCUACUCCAUCGUCUUCUUUUUCUUCGAUUGAUCUCAGUAUGUCAACUCGCUGGGGUCUUCCAACUCCAACAUCAUCAAGGUCUUCUUUUACGCAGUUCAGCGAGCAUAUUCCCAACAUGAGCUUUACACCCGGUCAUGUAAAACCUUGCACCGUGUGUCCAAUAACUCCAGCAUCCGCAAGCUCGCUCUUCAGUACCGCUCCAAGACUGAGCAUCACGAGCAGGUCAAGUAGUUUCAGCUCCCUUCCUGGUGUAGCAACAUCAAGCCACAAUAUUCCAAAGGAUUCAUGCCCUAAGGGCCCGCCAGUGAACUUCAAAAGAUCCGUGUCCACACAGGAUGCUGUGCCAAGCAUUUAUGAAUUUACAAUUACAUAG
Torulaspora globosa is the source of this 1530-nucleotide messenger RNA. Its product is annotated as cyclin family protein. Gene Ontology annotation, molecular function: cyclin-dependent protein serine/threonine kinase regulator activity. Gene Ontology annotation, biological process: regulation of cyclin-dependent protein serine/threonine kinase activity; mitotic cell cycle phase transition. Lineage: Eukaryota; Fungi; Ascomycota; Saccharomycetes; Saccharomycetales; Saccharomycetaceae. Gene Ontology annotation, cellular component: cytoplasm; centrosome; cyclin-dependent protein kinase holoenzyme complex. The record is from RefSeq and is a predicted model, not a curated record. The transcript has a single exon. Bases 1 to 1530 code for a protein of 509 amino acids.